AUGGCGGAACAUGGCGACGCCAGACCAACAUACUCGCCCUAUGCGAGUGGUUCCUGUGCCGUUUACUUCUCGGGCGCGACUCCUCUACACAUCCCUCAAUCGCUCCUGAGUGAGGGUUUGAAGGAAGCUGGAGAGUUCCGACAUGACGGUCAUCUUCCUCUUCUGUCCAGUCUGCGGCUAGACGACAUCACGUUCGAUGCAGGGCAUGUCAUCAUUCACUAUCUCGUCACGGGUACCUACGAAUGCCUCCAGCCACUGGAAGAGAAACACGAUGAGAGAAUUUCAGCCGAACUCGCGACUGCUAUUCGCGUCUAUGUCGCUACCGGUAUUCUGAGCUUGCCCCGACUCCGCGAAAUGACUCGAGCGGAGCUAGUUCGUCUGGGCGAUCAGCUCAGUCUUCCUGUCUUGAUUGCGGUCAUGGAAGAGGCUGCAUUGACCUUUGAUGAAAAUCCUGCAAUUGCCACGUACAUCGAAUCACGAGUUCUAUCGUUCAAUCAGAACGUCAUCCCCGAUGGCGAGAGCGGCGCCGACAUUAUCCUGGAUAUGAUGGGAGCUUCCAACUCUCUUAGCAAGGUCUUACUGCGAAGUAUCAUCCUCACAAAGGCCUCAGAAAGCCGUCAGCAGGAAGAACCGAACUAUCAGCGUACUACCUCAGGAUAUCCCGCUAUCGUACUGCGCCCGGCUGAGGCUGCCAUGAAACAAGCUGAAGAGCAAACAGCCCAGAAUGUGGAAAAGGAGGCUGCUCGACAAGCUGAAGAGCUUGCACUGGCUCGCGAGGCUGAAGAACUACGAGACCUCCAGCAAAAGCGCUCAAAGAGAAAGAAGCUCACCCGCAGGCAGCAGAAUCGCCUCGACGUUCUUGCUCGUAGGAAGAAUGACCGGGGACUCAGAGAGAAAGAGGCUCGCGAAGUUGAAAUCCGUGGUCAACAACCCGCCGAGGAACAUCUAACCAGUCCCAGCUGGUUGCAGAUCGGAAUGAAAGAUGGGAGAGUCAGUGAGCUCUGUUAUUCUACUACUGUAGCUUCUGCUCACCCCUACGCCACCCGCGCUGGGACUAUGGACCAGACUCCCGAGCCCGAGACUUUCGAGCGACGUAACCAAUGCGACAUUGAGACUGUCAGCGAUAGCGGCUCGACAACUCAGUUCACACCUGACUACAGCCUGGACGACCCAGAGGACGAACCAUGCUACGACUGGUGA
Messenger RNA from Fusarium subglutinans, 1200 nucleotides. RefSeq lists its product as uncharacterized. The record is from RefSeq and is a predicted model, not a curated record. Lineage: Eukaryota; Fungi; Ascomycota; Sordariomycetes; Hypocreales; Nectriaceae. The transcript has 3 exons. The coding region runs from base 1 to 1200 and encodes 399 amino acids.